AUGAACGCCAUACGGCAAAAAUGUCGCCCGAAACACCAAGUACUAAUUCUCAAGUGCUACCCAAGGACAACAAAGGGCGCGGUUGAUGUGAAGCCCAAUUCCAGCGAGCUCAGCUACCUCCUUUACUAUGCGACGACUCGACGAAGCAAGGUGCAGAAGGUUGGGGCCUUUCUGGAGAAGAAGACAGCGAGCGAUGUGUGGAGGGCACGGAUAGGCAAUGUCCAGGUUACGCUCCAAAUCCUCGCGGGCUUGAUUGAAAAGGCGCCCCGAGAUCUCCCCCUUUACGCUCCUUACGUACUCAAAAUACUCAACAUAAUCCUGAGUUCUCGCGAUAUCACUAUGGUCGAAUCUUCUAUACCAACGUUUGAAGCCUUCUGUGAGCAUUACGACGGAGCGUCUCUGUCGACCGACCAAGAAUACCUCCAGCAGUAUGAGGAAAUUGUCAAGAUAUAUGCGUCUUUCGCAUCCACUCGCCCCCCACAGACCAAGUCCCCUAUGACUGCGCCGCUUGCCAUACGAUGGAGAAACGUAGGUUUGCAAGCGAUCAAAAGCGUCGCGUCGUCGGAAGCGUUAGCGUCAAUCGCAGGAAGACAGAUAGAUGUGAUAGUACCGAUGCUUUUGGAAAAUCUAUGGACAGGAGACGAGGAUUUUGUUGAGAUGCUGGAGCAGCGAGCUGAGCAGGAGGUCAAGACGGAUACGGAAAAGGCGAUGCUGCGGCGCCGAACCAGCGCUGCGACGGUACGGACCGUCGACACAGUGGGCAAUCCCGGUGGAACCGUGUCCGCGACCACGGCGGAAGCGGACAAGUUGGCGGAAGAAAAUAUUGGUGUCCUCGCUAUGCAAUGCUUACAGAAGAUUUUUGUUGUGCCUAACAGAUCCCAGAUCCAUGGAGCCACAACUGCGACACUUGGGUUCAUUACAGAAAGAGUGGCGCAAAAUGGACAGGUACUUGACGAGAAACCUCAACGCGACAGUCACGGAGGCUGGGCGCCAAAGAUCUUCGAGAAGAUUGCUCGGUGGACGCCUGUACAAGAUCGCUACGUAAUUUUGGUUACAGCGAUGGAGGUGCUGGUCCGAAGCCCUGUUCUCGAAGAGCAUCUGCCAACGCAACUACUUCUCGCGACAAUGAUCGACUCGCUAUUGAAGUCGGACAUCAAUUUGAUUGGUUUAAGCGUCAUGGAUGUCUUACUAUCGCUUAUACAUCAUAUUGUGAAGCUACUUCAGUUGUCGGGAGGAUCACCUAGCCGGCACGCGUCUCUACCGGUGCAGGGCGAGAUCCAGCAGGGUAACGGCGGGUUGGAAUCUAGUGGUAUAUCAACGCCGAGCCCGUUACGCAAAGAGCUUCUGUCUCGACUCCAGGCCUGCGUUGGAGAUCUUGCGACCCACGUUUAUUAUGCGGACCAGAUUUCCGACAUGGUCUCCGCUGUUUUAAUGAGAUUGAAGCCAUCUCCUUCUACAGCGGCAACCACCAUCGCAUCCAUUGAAAAUCCCAACCCAGGAAACUUGGGCGCCGUGGGUGACUUGCUCGAUAGCACAAAGACAGAUGGAUUCUUUCUUUUUGGCACAGCCAAAGUCAAGGCACUCGAAGCUAUCAAGGCCAUUCUGUUUGUCGCAAGUCAUCGAAAGACUGUUAUUGGUGGAGCGAGCUUGGGCCGUAACUCUGUCCCUUUAAAGGUGUGGGAGGGAACGCAGUGGUUACUAAGGGAUAGCGAUGGCAGAGUUCGAAAAGCCUAUGUCGACGCACUUUCCACUUGGCUUGACACGGAGACUACAAAAUCAGAUCUAAAAGUUAAAGUAGAGAAGCACAGGUUAUCAUCCAAGCCUGGUCACAAUAGCUCGUCGGUGAAUCUCACCAAGCGUGCUGUAUCCAACGCGUCUCAGAAAGAGAAGCAGCCUAAAGUCGCAUCGACUACCUUUUUGGAGCUUUUACACUUGGCGGUCUAUGACAAUGCGUUGCAAUUUUCGGAGAGCGAGUCGGACUAUGUGUUAUUACAUCUUUUGCUGGCCAAUCUCAUUCGAAAUCUUGGUGUGAACGCCGUUGCAAGUGGCCUUCCCAUGAUAUAUCGAUUACAAGAGGAUAUUCUGGAAGCUGAGACACCUAUCGCCAAAAUACGCAUGGGUAGCUUGUGUCAUGGUUACUUUUGGAUUCUGAGCGAGCGAUUCGACUUCGACACCUCCCCUGUGGGCCGCGUUCUACACAACGAAAUCAACCGACGUCGAAGCAAGUCAUUUUGGGUCGAGCGUAUCCGGAUGCCACCCAUUGGUCUUCACAAAAUCACAACGCCAGGGACAGCAUCUCCUGAACGACCCCUCCCCACACACAAUAUUGAAUCGGAAUCACUUACUCCCUUUGAUGACCGCUUUCAGAUGGUGAAGCUUAUCUCACUGUCUUAUGCCGAUUCGCUUGCGUCCGCGCCUACUAGCCCACCCACAUCUCCAGGGCGUAGCUUUUCGCAUCCGAUUUUGAGUACCGGUCCUGCAGUCACUGAGAACGUAGAGCUUCCCGAGAAGGUCAAGGAUCAGAUGAUGGCAGAAUGGAGUAGGGAAGCAGUCAUUGCACUCGUCCAAGAAGGAAGCAAGUCCGUUUCAAUAACUGGAUCUCGCUCUGGUACUCAAGCCACUGGUCAUCGGAAUUUCCUUGCCGUGAACGGUAUGUCUAACAGUGGAGGCACCAACAGCCGGAAUCAGUCGCCGCCUGGGGGAGUGACUUCCCAUCAUUCUCACAGGGGCAAAGCGGAUUCUUCAUAUGGACUUGUGGGCGAGCUUGGCGCACUUGCAAAGUUGAGAAAGGGAAGCGGCAAUUCCGACACACCGGCAAGCGAAUCCAGUUUCAACUCCGUCACGCGUGUUGACCAGCUCAAAAGAGUGCUGUCUGGUCAAGUCGAAGCACCUCCCGUCACCCGAAAAGGCAUGGCACACAGCGACGCGAGUAGCGAAAGCAUGGUCAGCUACGACUUCACCGCCUCCGAAUUAUCCUACAACCCAAGCCCCAACCACCAAAACAUCUCGUACAUGGAACGCUCCGCUUCCCUACGCGGGCCAAACGGGCGACCUAGAUCCAAAUCCCGCGACCACGUCGCCGCUCAAGGCGAACAUCAGCGCCCUCUCACAUCUAACCCCUCAACCGGCCGAUCCGAGCCCUUCAUCCAUCUCGACGGCGAAAAUUUCGACACUGUCCCUCCCGUCCCGCCUCUACCUUCUUCUCUCACCGGCAAAACUACCGCGGUCCAGGACCAUGCCUUCCACGACCCGCCGAAGAGUCUGCAUACGAAAGACCGUGAAGCGAGUUUUGGAAGCGCGAUCUGGGGCGAUGAGGCUACGGCGGUGGAUCUGGAGAGGGUGCUUAAGGGUAUUGAUACGGAGGGUAUGGCGAAGGGGGAUGUGGUUGGGAGUCCACCUUAUUGA
Glarea lozoyensis ATCC 20868 is the source of this 3405-nucleotide messenger RNA. RefSeq lists its product as uncharacterized. The coding region runs from base 1 to 3405 and encodes 1134 amino acids. The transcript is spliced from 2 exons. The record is from RefSeq and is a predicted model, not a curated record. Gene Ontology annotation, biological process: protein localization to plasma membrane. NCBI's taxonomy places the organism in Eukaryota, Fungi, Ascomycota, Leotiomycetes, Helotiales, Helotiaceae. Gene Ontology annotation, cellular component: plasma membrane.